GCUGCGCAGUGCUUCGUCUCUAGGCUCCUCUCGCUUAUGUGUGCGUCGAACGCUGCUGUUGUUGCCUAUACUGUGCUGUGUAUACUGUGUGUGUUAACGAGCGAAAAAAUAAAAAUCCAUGUGCUAUGAUAUGACCCUUUCCCCGUUUCUCCUCUCUCCUAUUCCACCACCACCUCGGCCAGGAUCCGCGUGAACGGAGGAGGACGACCACUCCAACGCCUAUGUACUAACCGUCCGUUGGUUAAUUCCGCAGAACCGAAGGAAAGCUGGCCGGGGAAAUGAACAAUCUGGGAAUUGUGGCCCGCGGUGAAUUCAUCGUCGCUGGACGCUACCGUCUGGUCCGGAAGAUCGGCGGGGGAUCCUUUGGGGAUAUAUACCUCGGGAUCAGUAUCACCAGCGGGGAGGAGGUGGCCGUGAAAUUGGAGCCCAAAACGGCAGCCCAUCCGCAGCUGCUCUACGAGUCUAAACUGUACAAAAUCCUGCAAGGUGGUGUGGGGAUUCCUCAUAUUCGGUGGUUCGGCACGGAACGCGAAUACAAUGUCCUGGUUAUGGAUUUGCUGGGCCCAUCCUUGGAGGAUCUCUUCAAUUUUUGCGGGCGCCGUUUCACGAUCAAAACCGUGCUCAUGCUGGCUGAUCAGAUGAUUGCUCGUGUGGAGUAUGUCCACAAUCGCAAUUUCAUCCAUCGCGACAUUAAACCCGAUAACUUUCUCAUGGGCAUUGGACGGCAUUGUAAUAAGCUUUUUCUAAUUGACUUCGGUCUGGCCAAGAAGUACCGCGAUAGUCGCACGCGCCAGCAUAUUGCCUAUCGGGAAGAUAAGAAUUUGACCGGGACGGCCCGGUAUGCCUCCAUAAACGCUCACCUCGGCAUUGAACAAAGUCGUCGUGACGAUAUGGAAUCUCUGGGCUACGUGAUGAUGUACUUCAACCGCGGCAGUCUGCCCUGGCAGGGCCUCAAGGCCGCCAAUAAGAAGCAGAAGUACGAGAAGAUUAGCGAGCGCAAGAUGACCACUGUAGUGGAAACGCUCUGCAAGGGCUAUCCGGCUGAAUUCGCCAUGUAUCUGAACUACUGUCGCGGAUUGCGCUUCGAAGAAGCGCCCGACUACAUGUAUCUGCGGCAGUUAUUCCGUAUCCUCUUCCGCACCCUCAACCACCAGUACGACUACGUGUUCGACUGGACGCUGCUGAAGCAGAAGGCCGCCUCCGUCAACAGCAGCAGCAUCCCGCAAAUGACGGGCGCCAGCGCGGCCACCCCGGCCAACGCGCUGCACUGAACGCGAAAAUCGACAACUAUUGGGACAAAUAAUUGAUGGAAAAAUUCGGAAAAUAAUUCGAUGGGCUGAAAAAUUCGGGACAAAUAAAUCCAGCGCAGCGUGUUGAUUAUAUUGUCGGGAAUUUAUAUUCGUGUCAUGUGUGCAUCGGGAAUCCAGUCAAAACAGUGGCGACGAUGGGGGGCGGGGCGACGACGACGUUUUCUUUAUUUUUGACUAAAAUUGCGUUCUUUUUCUUCUCUCUCUCGCGUUCUUCUCUCUGUUGUCUGGCGCGCGCGCAUUGAAUUGUAAUGGUCAUUUUGAUGCGAGAAAAAGAUGACGGAUGUGUUUUUGUGCGGGCGGCGACUACCUCAUGCAGAACAUUCGCGCGCGGCGGGAGAGGAGAUUUUCGCGGAAGAUUUCCACAACACAACCAGUUGAUUCGUGGUUUUUUCUUCUCUACUCUCUCUCCUCGAUUUAUUUGUUUUUUCUUCUUCUUCACCUCUUUCGGUUGGGCAACGCGGCGGCCGCGCGAUGACGCGGUGGGAAAAUGUGUAGGGAUGAUUUCGUGGCGGUUUUUGAGGUGGUUUAAUUCACGUGUAAAGCGAACGAUGCAGCGAUGAAUGAUCAAUAAAAUGAAAAGAAAAUAA
This is a messenger RNA of Paramacrobiotus metropolitanus, 1897 nucleotides long. RefSeq names its product casein kinase I-like. Bases 279 to 1271 code for a protein of 330 amino acids. Gene Ontology annotation, molecular function: ATP binding; protein serine/threonine kinase activity. Gene Ontology annotation, biological process: signal transduction; negative regulation of canonical Wnt signaling pathway; peptidyl-serine phosphorylation. Lineage: Eukaryota; Metazoa; Tardigrada; Eutardigrada; Parachela; Macrobiotidae. The record is from RefSeq and is a predicted model, not a curated record. The transcript has 6 exons. Gene Ontology annotation, cellular component: nucleus; cytoplasm.